UCUUCAGUUAAAGCACACGAGCUCGUUUACAUCUUUUAAUGCAAGAAGCCCCUCCAUUUGUGAAAGCUAACAGAUUUAUAGCCUUCAAGGACAAGGAUCUCUCGUCAAAACCCAAAAAAGUUUGAUAUUUUCUUUACCCGUACUCUUGGGUUUUCUGAACUCCGCGUUUGGACUUUGGAGUAGGUUUGCGGUAGCAAUGCGUGCACUUUCUGGGUACUUCCUGGAAGCUCUGUUUUUGCUCAAAUGAAUGAAGACAAGUAAAGUUCUUGGAGCCUAAUCACGGUCUCUGGUUAUUCGUUUGGUCUUUUUUGGACUUGUGGGUGUGCUGGCUUUCACUUGUUUUCUUCUUGGGGUUUCGUGAUGGUGCUUGAAGGAAGUGGAGACGGUAAUAUGUGGGGACUGAGAGUGAUAUCCAGACAUAAACGCUCUAAGAGCUUUCCUGGUAAGAGAAGAGUCGAGGGAGAUGGCCUGGAUGAUGCAUCGCGCCAUGUAAAGAGGGACAUGGGACAGUUGAAGGACAGCAUGAUAUCCAAAAAGAACCAAUCGGACAAGGCCAAGGUCCAAAAUUCUUUGAAGGAGGAGAUUCUACAGCUUGAGAACAGAUUGCAGGAUCAAUUCAAGGUCCGCCAUGCAUUAGAGAAAGUACUAGGUUGUAGGACUGCUUCCAAUGAUAAUACAAAUGAAGCGCCAAUGCCCAAGCCUGCCACAGAAUUAAUCAAGGAUAUUGCUGUGUUAGAGUUGGAAGUUGUAUACUUGGAACAAUAUCUUCUCUCCUUGUACAGAAAAGCAUUUGACCAACAAAUAUCCUUUGUAUCACCCUCUAGCAAUGGUGAAAGACUGAAAUCACCUGUAACCACCCCGGGAGGAAAAUUAUUGGGCAUAUCCAGACCUAGUAACAGAGUAAGAAGGGAAACUUCAGCUAUUCAGUCUGGUUGUCACUCACUUGAGAAUCCUUCGAAGGAUGCCAAUGAUACUGGAAGAGAAGAGAAGCUAUUAGAUUCUAACGUUAAUCGUUGUCACUCCUCGCUAUCACAACAUUCAGCAUUUUCAGUUAGAACAUCUCCUCCAGAAGAUUCCUUAGCUAAAGCCGUACGGGCAUGCCACUCCCAGCCAUUGUCCAUGACGAAGUAUGCUCAGAAUGCAUCAAACAUAAUCAGCUUGGCUGAGCAUCUCGGCACUCGUAUUUCUGAUCAUGUUCCAGAUACACCCAACAAGCUUUCUGAGGACAUGAUAAGAUGCAUGUCAGCCAUAUACUGCAAGCUUGCAGACCCAACUUUGACGAAUAAUGACCUUUCAUCUCCCAAUUCCUCCGUUUCACCAAUGAGUACAUUUUCCCCACGAGGUCAAUGUGAGACAUGGAGUCCACGAUUUGGGAACAAUUCAUCUUUUGAUGUACGGUUGGAUAAUCCUUUCCAUGUGGAAGGACUUAAAGAGUUUAGCGGACCAUACAGCACAAUGGUUGAAGUACCAUGUAUAUAUCGAGAUAGUCGGAAAAUUGAUGAUGUCGAAAUCUUGCUACAGAAUUUCAGGUUACUUGUCUGUAGAUUGGAAGAAGCUGAUCCUAGGAAGUUGAAACAUGAGGAAAAGCUUGCCUUCUGGAUCAACAUACACAAUGCAUUAGUGAUGCAUGCAAUCUUGGCUUAUGGGGCUACACAGAACAAUGUGAAGAGACUCUAUCUGCUAUUAAAGGCUGCAUACAACAUUGGGGGUCACACAGUGAGCGCAAACACGAUACAGAGUACUAUCCUGGGAUGCCGGAUGUCUCGUCCUAGCCAGUGGAUUCGCUUAUUACUCUCUUCGAAGACAAAAUUCAAGACAGGAGAUGAACGACAAGCAUAUGCAAUUGAGCAUCCAGAACCCUUGUUGCACUUUGCUCUAUGUUCAGGAAACCAUUCUGAUCCGGCGGUCCGUAUGUACACUCCCCAGAGAGUAUUUCAAGAGCUUGAAAUUGCAAAAGACGAUUAUAUCCAGGCAUCAUUCGGCAUACGAAAAAACCAGAAAAUUGUUCUAGCAAAGGUUGUAGAGUCAUUUGCAAAGGAUUCGGGUUUGUGUCAGGCGGGCAUUAUGGAAAUGAUACAACAAUCUCUGCCUGAAUCUCUGAGGAAGAGUAUUAAGAAAUGUCAACUGGGAAAAUCCCGCAAAAGCAUAGAAUGGAUUCCUCACAAUUUUACGUUCCGAUAUUUGAUAUCUAAAGAGCUGGUGAGGUAAAUGCUUGCUUACUCUUGAAUGCUUUCAUUACUAGCAAUGAUUGGCAUGGUUAUUAAGGGUGGUUUCUUUUUGAAAAUGCUAUGCAUUUCCUUGUACAAAGUGGAAAGUGAAGCUGGAAAUCAUAGGGGAUAGAAUGAGUAACAUAGGGGCUUUUGUCUUUGUAUAAUCUCGUCUUCCAUAUUAUGAGAUGGGCGUAACUCCAAUGCCCUAGAUGGUGAAAGAAUCAAAAGCUUGCAUCUGUCAAUGUAUAUAUAACCUAGUUCAGUGUUCAUUUUUGUUUUUACCAUUUCUGC
Molecule: messenger RNA, 2501 nt
Organism: Tripterygium wilfordii
Lineage: Eukaryota; Viridiplantae; Streptophyta; Magnoliopsida; Celastrales; Celastraceae
Exons: 12
Coding region: 361-2208 (615 amino acids)
Source: RefSeq, a predicted model, not a curated record